Messenger RNA from Dentiscutata erythropus, 373 nucleotides. The record is from the annotation of a GenBank genome assembly. Lineage: Eukaryota; Fungi; Glomeromycota; Glomeromycetes; Diversisporales; Gigasporaceae.
UUAGAGGAAAGGGUGGCACAACGUGCGAUGGAAUUCUCAGAGUUAGAGGCCAAAAUGAAAGCAUCAGUUGAAGAGGAACGACGCAUCCUAAAUAGCGAAAUUGAAACCAGGGAUGAUAGAAUUAAAAAUUUGGAAGAGAAAGUUGAAGAGUUGGCUAAUGAAUUGGAAUCACUAAGUAUUAAUGAAAAUCUAAGUGAUAUUUCAACAGUUAAAAAAGAAUAUCCACCAAUAGCCAUUCUCGAAUCAAAACUUUUAGAUUUACAAAAAUCACAUAUGCAAACAGUUGAUGAAUUAUCAGAAAUAAAAACCAAAUAUGAAGAAUGUUUACAUGAAAUUCAUGAAUUACAAACUCAACUUACAGAAGCUCAACUUU